Molecule: messenger RNA, 597 nt
Organism: Neurospora hispaniola
Lineage: Eukaryota; Fungi; Ascomycota; Sordariomycetes; Sordariales; Sordariaceae
Exons: 1
Coding region: 120-470 (116 amino acids)
Source: RefSeq, a predicted model, not a curated record
CACAAGUUUCGAUCCAGGUUCAUUUAAGUUGAAUGCGGAACGUAACGACACUGUCAACUGGCCCUUUGUAGGUACUUAACAGUUUCCAAAAAAAAAAAUUGAAUUCACGUUGCACUCUGAUGACCAUAAAGACAUGUCAACAUAAAUGUCGAAUAAAAGAAGAAAGCUUGACUUUCAAGAAACCCGGAUCAACGACCGCCGAACGUCUGCCCAACCAACACGAGGCCGUACGACAACGGACUGUACUUCUGACACAAUUUCUGGCAUCCCACCUACCUCCCGUCUUCCACAUAUUUUACAAACCUAGACACCGCACUAUCAUUGAACGGGAAAAGCAGACAGAGAUAGAUGCCUUUGUCAAUGGGUACCAUGAAGAUGUGAGAGAAGACUUGGACACCAGAGCGACGUCGAGGCUCGUGCCAGUGACGCCGUUUGUCACUGUGUUGGACGCAAGCUGCGUGUCCCGCUGAGUUGGGACUAGAAGUUGGGCGUCGAGGGAAUACUUGAACGAUUCGGCUCUUGUUAAACACAUCGAUUCUGUACUCCCGUCAGUCCACAACCAUCCAGUCAAAAACACAACAGAGAUUGACCCAAGAU